This is a messenger RNA of Lethenteron reissneri (Far Eastern brook lamprey), 3107 nucleotides long. It is a transcript of the gene SLC12A9, whose product is annotated as solute carrier family 12 member 9. Gene Ontology annotation, cellular component: membrane. Gene Ontology annotation, molecular function: potassium:chloride symporter activity. Lineage: Eukaryota; Metazoa; Chordata; Hyperoartia; Petromyzontiformes; Petromyzontidae. Gene Ontology annotation, biological process: chloride transmembrane transport; cell volume homeostasis; chloride ion homeostasis. The record is from RefSeq and is a predicted model, not a curated record.
GUGGUGUGGUGGUGGUGGUGGUGGUUGAGAAGAUGGGGGACUCUGGUGAGCGGGCCCCGCUGCUCCACUACCGCCUGCUCAGCGUCGCCGAGGCCGCGCCGCCCCGCGCCGAGCCCAGCAGGAAGCUGAACACCUUCUUCGGGGUCGUGGUGCCCACGCUGCUGUCCAUGUUCAGCGUGGUGCUCUACCUGCGCAUCGGGUUCGUGGUGGGCCAGGCCGGGCUGCUGGAGAGCCUGCUCAUGUUCGCGGUUGCGUACGUGAUCAUCGGCCUCACCGUGCUGUCCGUCUGCGCCAUCUCCACCAACGGCGCCGUGCAGGGUGGAGGCGUCUACUUCAUGAUCAGCAGGGCGCUGGGCCCGGAGUUUGGAGGCAGCAUCGGGGUGAUGUUCUUCCUGGCCAACGUGUGCUCCAGCGCCGUCUUCUUGCUCGGCCUCACUGAGGCCAUCAUGGACUCGUUUCGGAAAAGGCCCGACUUCCCACACGGCCUGCCGGACGCAUACAUCUGGGUGGUGCUCUACGCCUCGUGCCUCCUGCUCAUCUGCCUCGUCGUCGUGUUGGUCGGUGCCGACAUCUACUCCAAGGCAGCUUUCAUCAUCUUCCUGUGCGUCAUACUCGUGCUGCUCACCGUCUUCAUCUCCUUCUUCGCCGUGCGGAACCGGCACAUCGUCGUCAAGCAUGGCAACGUCACCUUGAACCUCAACUACAGCGGCCCCAGCCUCGGCACGCUCCACGACAACCUCAAGGAACAUUACACUCAAGAUUACACAACGGGUGUUACGAUGAAUUUUGCUUCUGUUUUUGCCAUCAUGUUCAACGGCUGCACGGGCAUAAUGGCUGGCUCCAACAUGUCCGGGGACCUGAAGGACCCGAGCUACGCAAUCCCGCGCGGCACCAUCGCUGCCGUGGUGUUCACGUUCUGCGUGUACGUGCUGCUCUGCUUCAUGGUCAGCUGCUCCUGCCCCAGGGAUUUGCUGCUCUACAACUACGUCUUCAUGAGAGACAUCAACGUGUGGGGCCCCUUCGUCACCAUCGGCAUUUACGCCGCGUCGCUCUCCGCCGCCAUGAGCUGCCUCAUCGGUGCCUCGCGAGUGCUGCACGCCGUCGCACUUGACGACAUCUUCGGCGUUCUGCUGAAGGUGGUGAAGCGGACGUCAUGCUCUGGGAACCCCUGGGUGGCCGUGCUCGUCUCCUGGUUCCUCGUGCAGCUGGUGCUGUUUGCGGGGCAGCUGAACACCAUCGCAGGCAUCGUGACCGUAUUCUUCCUGAUCGCGUACGCCACCGUGGACCUCGCGUGCCUGGCCAUGGAGUGGGCCUCCGCCCCCAACUUCAGACCGACGUUCCAGUUCUUCUCAUGGCACACCUGCCUGCUGGGCAUGGUGGGCUGCCUCAUCAUGAUGUUCAUCAUCAGCCCCAUCUACGCGUCGGCCAGCAUCGCCGUUAUGCUGCUGCUGCUCGUCUUCAUCCACUACCGUUCGCCCUCCAGCAGCUGGGGAUACAUCAGCCAGGCACUCAUCUUCCACCAGGUUCGCAAGUACCUCCUGCUGCUCGACAUCCGUAAAGACCACGUCAAGUUCUGGAGGCCACAGAUCCUGCUCAUGGUCGCCAAUCCCCGCUCCAGCUGCCACCUCAUCCACUUUGUCAACGAUAUCAAGAAAGGCGGCCUCUACAUCUUGGGGCACGUGGAGGUCGGGGACCUGGACUCGAUCCCGUACGACCCCCUGGAGAGCCAGGUGAACUACUGGCUCAGCCUGGUGGACAAGCUCAACGUGAAGGCGUUCGUGGACAUCACGCUGUCACCCACCGUGCGCCAGGGCGUGCAGAACCUGCUGCGCAUCGCCGGCCUGGGGGGCAUGAAACCCAACACGCUCUUCCUGGGCUUCUACGACGACUGCGUCCCCGACGACUACUUCCUGAGCGAGCCGGCAUUUGCGGCACCGCACGGCCCGAGCCGCGAGCGCGACGACCCCGAUCACUUUGGGGUGGACACCUCCUCGCUGCUGGCCCACUUCCCUCCCGUGCACGCCCUGGAGUCGCCCAAGGCGCUUUCGGUACGCGAGUACGUGGCCGUGGUGUCGGACGCCAUCAAGAUGAAGAAGAACGUCUGCCUCUCGCGCUACUUCCACGAGCUGGACAUGGCGCUGGUGCGCGGCAAGCGCAGAGGGGCGCCCUCCGUCUCCAUCGAUGUGUGGCCCCUCAACCUGCUGCGGCCCGACUCGGCCUACUACGUGGACGUCUGCAGCCUCUUCCUGCUGCAGAUGGCCUGCAUCCUCAACAUGGUGUCCUCGUGGCGCCACGCCAAGCUGCGCAUCUUCCUGUGCGUCGAGUCGUCUCCCUCCGGAGGCAUGUGCGAGUCGAGCGACGAGGCGCGCUGGAGGAACAAGGAGGAGAAGCUGCGGGAGCUACUGUCCCAGCUGCGCAUCAAGGCCUCCAUCCACACCGUGCACUGGGAUCAGGUGGUGGCGCUGCACUGGAGCCGCCAGCCGGGAGGGGGGGGCUCGCACGACCACCUGGACGACGAUGGCGACGUCGCGAUGAGCGACAUCGGAGGCUUCCGUGGCGCCGACGGAUUCCCAGUGAGAGAGCGAGAGGGCGCCGAUCGGGUGAGGAAACGGCCUCUGAAGAGGGACGAGAGGCUGGAAGAGGAGGAGGACGACGGCAGCGGCGGUUCGAGCGAGGAGGAUCAUCCCAGGAGCUCGUCGAAUGCGACGCUUAACUGGAUGGCGAUGUCCGAUGAGUAUCUGCGUGCGGUGAACCGCCUGGUGCUGGGCCAGGAGCUCGUCGAGCAGACGGGCGCAGCCGAGGGGCGGCAGUGCGCCGUCCGCUUCCUCUACUUGCCCAGGCCGCCCGCCGACCCGGCCGGCUACGAGCGCUACCUGCGCCAGCUCGAGACCAUCACCGACGGGCUGGGGCCCACGCUGCUCAUCCACGGCGUGUCGCAGGUCACCAGCCUCGACAUGUGAGUUGUCGGGGCCCGCGGCGCCCGGGGUCUUGGCCAUUUCGAGUCGCCAGGUCCGCCGUGGAACGGAGACUCGCGAGUCUCUCCGCGAACGUCACGCGUGAGAUUGCGCGGACCCUCGCGUGCCGGAGACCUGCCUACGGGAGACCUG